This is a messenger RNA of Megalobrama amblycephala (Wuchang bream), 6302 nucleotides long. RefSeq names its product arf-GAP with Rho-GAP domain, ANK repeat and PH domain-containing protein 1 (gene arap1). Gene Ontology annotation, biological process: positive regulation of GTPase activity; signal transduction. The coding region runs from base 230 to 4873 and encodes 1547 amino acids. Lineage: Eukaryota; Metazoa; Chordata; Actinopteri; Cypriniformes; Xenocyprididae. The transcript has 35 exons. Gene Ontology annotation, molecular function: protein binding; phosphatidylinositol-3,4,5-trisphosphate binding; GTPase activator activity. The record is from RefSeq and is a predicted model, not a curated record.
GGCGCGUCGCGUCGCGUGCAGAAGUUUCACACGCGCUCAUGUGACGCGCCGCCUACGGAAGAAGUUUCUUGCAGGGUUUUUCUGUGUUUCAGUGGAGAAACGCUCGCGGACUAGUUCACAAUCGUCCUGAGAAACACAACAGCCUCCAGAGCCAGAAAAACAAGCCCAGGUUCUGCCAGAGACGCUUCUACGUCUUAUUCCAGUCCCGAUGACUCCCUAACCUCAUCCCAUGGAGAAGAAGUCCUGCAGUGUAGUCCUGCAGCAUUCCAGAGGGAUCGGCGGCGUUCCAGUCAUGACCUCCGUCCCGCUGGAAGGAUCCCAGCCUGUGCUGGAGUGGCUGAACGGCCUCCGGCUCGACCAGUACUGCUCGGCGUUCCAGGAGGCUGGGCUGGGAACGCUGUGGGAGUGUCAGGAUUUAACCCCGGCGAAGCUGCAGCGGAUGGGCGUGGCUCUGCCCGGCCACAGGAAGCGGAUUCUCGGCAGCCUGCGCAAGCUCUUCCCCUCGGAGGCGGGGAUGGAGGAAGAUGACGAGCGAGAGGACGAAAGACCCGUCGCCAGAGAGAGGACGAAAUUCAGAGGCAGGGAGACCGAAAACAAGCGGCUGCCUCCCGUCCCCCCGCGGGUCAUGCCCAAUCGACCUCCCGUUCCCUUCACGCCCGGCUCGGUAACCACAGCAACGGCUCCGGAGCUGAAGGAAACGCCCACACCUGCUGAACGAGCCAAGCCCGUCCCCACUCCGAGGCCACGCCCAGAACACCUGCCUCUUAAAGGGCCGGCGCAGCAACUCCAGAAGAGCGAGAGCAAACGAUCCCCUGAUUCCCCCACUCCCUCAUCCUCUUCCUCAUCCUCAUCGGAGCGCUUCCACCUGUACGAGCAGUGUUCGUCUCCCGCUCAGGGAGACACGGGCGCUCCUCCUCUUCCUCCUAAGAGCUACGCUGUGGGCGUCACUAAAGAGCCCACGGUAACCCCUCAGGUCCCGUACAGACCCCCUGUUCCACCUCCUCGUGUGUCCGUCUGCAGCAGGACUACAAUUCCCAGAAGUACGUCAUCCGGAAGCCCGCCUGCUUUCAGCUCUCCUGCGGAUGAUCUCUCGGACACAGAUCGAGUCCCGGACGUUCCACCUCGGAUCAGACCAGCGAAAGAGAGCCAGAAAAGAGACGUCCCACCGCUGCCCCUCAAAAACAAGUUGGAUUCAGGGGAAAGUUCGGAUGAAUAUGACGACCGCGAGCCCUGCAGAGACGCGAAACUCAUAGACAUGGCCAGCAAGAUGUCCUUGAUGGUUCCCAAGGUGACGAAAUCCCGUUACAGCAGCCUGUGCAGCGACGAUGAACUACUGGAUGACGACACCGACUGUUACCAGUCCGUAUCCGUGAAACGGGGAUCAUGGAUUGAUGAUUUCGGUUCGAUCUCCAGCAGUCAGAACAGCAUCUACCUGCCAACCACAGGUUGUGUUAGUGCUUCGCCUCCUCGGGAAGAUUUCGCCUCCACGAGCAUCCCGGUUAUUAAAAUGGGCUGGUUGGACAAGAAUCCUCCUCAAGGGUCUCUGAUCUACCAGCGACGGUGGGUCAAACUGGAUGCUGAAUACUUGAGAUACUUCGACACUGAGAAGGACAUCUACUCAAAGAGGAUCAUACCAACAAUGUCCAUCACCGGCGUGGUCAAUGUGGGCGAUCAGAAGUUUGAAGUCGUGACGCACAAUCGCACUUUCCUGUUCCGAGCCGAGAGCGACUUGGACAGGAACGAGUGGGUGUCCGUGUUGAAGAACUGCGUCAAGACGUAUCAGGCGCGGACGAGUCUGGACAUGACCUUCAACCCCUGCGUGAACUACGAGAUGAAGGGUUACCUGGAGCUGCGCGGCCUGCGCUCCAAACUCUACACGGUGGUGUGUGCGGAUAAAGUCUUCCUCUACAAGAACACUGAGGAUUAUCGUCUGGGAAUCGGAAUCACCUCUAUUGAUAUGAAUGUUGGUAAUGUGAAGGAGAUGGAUCGAAGAGCGUUUGAUCUGACCACACCGUACCGCAUAUUCAGUUUUGUAGCAGAUACAGACCAGCUGAAGGAUCAGUGGGUGGACGCGAUGCGCAACUCCAUCAAAGAGGCCUUGUCCAAUUAUGAAGUGGCCGAGCAGAUCUGGACGGAGCCGUCCAAUCAGAUGUGUGCGGACUGCAGCGCUGCCAAACCCGAGUGGGCGGCCAUCAACCUGGCUGUUGUUUUCUGCAAGCGAUGUGCAGGAGAGCAUCGUGGUCUCGGUCCGAGUAUAUCAAAAGUACGGAGUCUCAAAAUGGACAAGAAGGUUUGGACUGAAGAUCUCAUUCAGCUGUUCCUCACUCUAGGAAACGAACGAGCCAAUCAGUUUUGGGCAGCGAACGUCCCGCCCAGCGAGGCACUGAACCUGAACAGCAGCAGCGAAGAGAGACGCCGCUUCAUCACAGCAAAAUACCGCGAGGGCAAGUACCGCAGAUAUCACCCGCUGUUCGGCAACCAGAGAGAGCUCAAUAACGCGUUGUGCAUCAACGUUCAGUCCAGCGAUGUGUGCGAGACGCUGGCUCUGGUGUUCUGCGGCGCUGAUGUGAGCUGUGACACCGGCGACCCCGAUCUGCCCUCCCCGAUCGCCCUUGCCCAACACCACGGACAGAAGCUGCAGGUGGAGUUCCUGAGCCAGAACCGCAACACAGAACUCCCAAGGUCAGAGGUGAAGGUUGCCAUCGAUACGGUGCACUACAUGGCCCCGCCCUCCAUCACACAUAAUGGAUUCCUAUUUAAGACCGCCUCCAUGGCUCGACCAAUCACAGAGAAGAAGGGAAAAGAAGAGUUCAGCCGGCGCUGGUGUGUGCUGAACGACGGGAAUUUUAGCUACUAUGAAAGUGACAAAAACGCUACGCCGAACGGAGGGCUGAAGAUGAAGGAGAUCGUCUGUCUGGCCGUCAACCCUCCCGAGACUCAUGGGUACGAUCACACCUUUGAGCUGUACUCGGACGCCGAGCGCUUGUAUCUGUUCGGCACUGAUCAUCCGGAGUCCAUGCGGGAGUGGGUCAAAUCCAUCGCUAAGUCGUUCAUUCCCUCGGGGGCGGAGGAUCUGCUGCUGAAGGAGUUCGAGCGCAUCGGCCGGCUGCGGUACAAGGACCGGCUGAACCGGGAGAUGUCGAGGCUGGGCUGGUUCUGUCUGGUGGGGUCCAGUCUGCACAUCCGGCUGGAAGAGAGCAGCGCCGACGAGACCAUCGACCUGCAGAAGCUCCAGGAGCUCUCGAUCCAGCCGGAGAAUGAGGUUCUGGUUCUGGUGGAGCGAGGCAGGACGCUGUACAUCGAGGGCGAGAGGAAGCUGGAUUUCCUGGGCUGGGCGGCAGCGAUCCAGAGGGCUGCUGGGAGUUCUGGAGACACGCUGAGUCAGCAGCAGCUGACGGAGGCCGAUAUCCCCGUGAUCGUGGAGCGCUGCAUUCAUUUCAUCACGCAAUACGGUCUGACCUCAGAGGGAAUCUACCGUAAGAGUGGCGUGAACAGUAAGAUCGCCGCCCUGCUGGAGGAGUUCAGACGCGACGCCAGAUGUGUGUGGCUGAAGGAAGGUGAACAUCAGGUGGACGACGUCUCCAACGUCCUCAAGCGCUUCUUCAGAGACAUCGAGGAGGGCCUGUUUGGCCAGGAGGCGCACAGCUGGCUCAGCACUACAGGUGUUUCAGACGAGAGCAGUCGUAUCUGUCAGUACCAGCUUCUGUACAGUAAUCUUCCGCGAGUGAAUCAGGCGACACUACGAGCGCUGGUUAAUCAUCUAUACUGUGUCCAGAGGUUUGCAGAUCUCAAUCAAAUGAAUCUUCAUAAUCUGGCCAUCGUGUUCGGACCCACCCUCUUCCAGGCGGACGGGAAGGACUACAGCGCCGGUCGGGUCAUCGAGGAUCUCAUCCAACACUAUGUCACUAUAUUCGAUGUGAACGAGCAGCAGCUGAAGAAGCAGUUAGAUGAGAUCACAUACAUCAUAAAGCUCAGAGACAAUCUCACGCCUAAAGCUGGAACGGGAAGUGGUGAUUUUAUCUGUACAGUUUACCUGGAGGAGAAGAAGGAAACAGCCGAACAGCAUGUAAAGAUUCCCGCCGCAAUGACGGCAGCAGAACUGACGUUUGAGAUUCUGGACAGACGGAAAAUCAGCGUGAAGGAGAAGGACUACUGGUGCUGCUUUGAGGUGAACGAGAAAGAAGAGACGGAGCGCCCGCUGCACUAUCAGGAGAGAGUUCUGCCCAUCUUCCAUUCCCUCGGCACAGACAGUCACCUGCUGGUGAAGAAGCACUUCUCCAUGGAGGCCAUGCUGGUCUACCUGGCCAGUAAAGUGGAGGUGUCCAAACACGGCAUGAUGAAGUUCAGAGAGGAGAGGAGUCUGCUGGGAUUGGGUUUGACCACCGGCAGCUUCAAUGACCGAUACUUCAUCCUGACCAGCACCUCGCUCAGACUCUAUAAAGAAAUCAGGAAUCUGCAAAAGCUGCAAAGCCCAGAGCUGCAGUGUAGUAACCGUCCAGAGAGAGAAUGGCCCGUCAAGUGUCUGAAAGUCUAUCACGGCAUUAAAAAGAAGCUCCGCCCACCCACAUGUUGGGGUCUUACAGUCAUCUAUGAAAGUGAGAAACAGGAGAAGCAGGAGCGACAGCAGUGGUACCUGUGCUGCGACACACAGAAUGAAAUGAGGGAAUGGUUCGCUACGUUCAUGAGCAUACAGAACGGAGGGCGCGUGUGGCCGGCGGAGUGGCUGAAAUCUCGCGCCACGAGUCGUUCGGCGCCCCUGGAUGCUCGUUUUGGUAACGUGUCUCUGAUUCCUCUGCGCGGCAGUGAGAACGAGAUGAGGAAUAGUGUCGCCGCUUUCACAGCCGAUCCUCUCGCCCUCUUCAGAAAUGUUUGACGAAGUGAGCGGCGUUCAGGAACGGAAGGCGCCACAGUCUCGUCGACGGCGAUCGAUCGCCCGGAUCUGGACCGGUUCGGACCCUGCAGAUGCUGACGUUCCUCCGGUACCUGAGCGUUUGAUGUUCAAGUAGUCUCACACGCACUUUGACCUUUCACAGCGCUGUCACUGGUUUAAUGGAUCACUCUCUCCUGAGACGCACAUUCUGGGAUAUCGGACUGUUACCGGACUUGUUUUCACGUGGGUCACAUGAUCUGGAAGGACGGGAUGGAUUUGUGUGUGUGUUUUUUUUUAAGUGUGUUCAGAGACUUUGGGGUCACAUGUGGAGUUUGAUCAGUGUGAACGCGACUCGUGUAUGACUUCUGUUUAAUAUUCACCCUUUUACAGACUUUAUAAAUUAUUUUAGCCACGUGUUUUAAUGUCAAUCAAACAGAAAUGAAUCACAUCAUACUUUAAAGGUCACGGAUCAGUCCAUGUGUGUGAGUGAGUGUGUGUGUGUGUGUGUGUGUGUGUGUAUCCGAGUACUUCAUGCGUCUGUUUCAUAUUGAAUCCUGUAGAAAAUGAAGUGAUGAUGUUUUAUUGAUACUGAUGUAAAAUAACUUUUUUCAUUUGAUUAGCCUUUAUAAUUUAAUCAUGACGUUUCUCACAUUUAGCAUUCCAUAUGAGACUGAUUUUUAUGUUUUAAUAAGAGAAAAAUGUAAAAUCACAUUCGUUUAGUUUACACACACACUGGGACUCGUUAAUGAAUCUGAUGUGUUUAAUGAAUGAAGCUCGUUUUAUCUGAUCACGUGAUUCCAUUCAAUUAGUGUCUCAUUUUGAGAGUUUCAUGUGGAAUUAAAUCAGAGGUUUGCACAGUUAUUUCCCAUCAGAUGUGUUCAUUUAGUGAGCAGACACUCAUUAGUGUUUUAACUGCUAAAAAUGAAGACUUGUGUUGAAGUUGAAGUAUUACACAUUCAUCCAUCAGUCGUUAAUCAGACGAGACAUCUGCAAAAUAUAGAUUAGUUUACAUGUUCGCCUGAAAUGAUCAUUUACUGAUACCACUUUUUCUUUCGUCUGUGGAACAUGAAGAUAUUUUGUGUCUGUAUGAAAGUCAGUGUUGUUUUGGACCCUGUUGACUUUCAGUAUAUGGACGGAACAUGUCUUUGUUUUCCAUGUGGAAGAAGUUAAUUUCAUUUUUAGGUGAACUAUUCCUUUAAAACAGGGUGUUUAGUGUCGAAUUAAAUGAUUAUUUUGACAUUAGCAUGUUGAGAUUUUACCUGCUUUUGAUUCAAUCUUUGUAUAUAUUUUGUUUUGCUUGUUAAAUUUGAUCAAUGUGUAAAAAUAUCAUAAUUCUCAAUGUUUACAGUGUUUGUGUGAUGACUCAAAAUGAUGACUGAUUUUGCGUGUUUGAUUAUGUGAAAAUUACAGCACACAUAAGAUUUGAGAAAAA